Messenger RNA from Prorocentrum cordatum, 3522 nucleotides. The record is from the annotation of a GenBank genome assembly. Lineage: Eukaryota; Dinophyceae; Prorocentrales; Prorocentraceae.
AUGGACCAGAUCUACUUCGAGAUCGGCGAGGACACCGUCAACCUGACCAAGACCAAGCGCGCGGAUCUCAUGGAGGUGUGCGGCCCGAACGAGUCGUCGCUCGGCAAGGCGGUGGAGGCGCAGCAUGGCCAGGUGAUACGGUGUGGGCUCUUCAACGGCUAUGACAUGGGCACGGCCACAGGCGUCCGCAGGGCCAUACAUCUACUUCGAAUGGCACGACCUCGACGUUUGGUGUUCAGCCCCCCGUGCACCGCAGACUGUCCCUUCCAGAACCUGAACCAGAAGACGGAGGCCCAGAGGAAGCAGCUCUCGGACAAGAUCCGACAGGCGCGCAGGAUCCAACGGGGGUGCCUGGCCCUGAACGAGGAGGCGAAGAAGAUCGUGGACUGCCACAUUGAGUUAGAGCAGCCCUGGAACAGCCACAGCUGGUCGAGGUCACCCUCCAUUAAGAAGAUGCGGUCAGAGAUGUACGAGACGAUCAUCCAUGGGUGUGCCUACGGACUUCGUGACGAGAGGUCAGGACUCUUGGUGAAGAAGGCAUGGCGAGUAUGCUCUACCGACCCCGACUUUGGAGCGAAGGUGGGCCGGCUCUGCAGCAACCGAACGGGACGAGGAGAUAAUCACCUACAUCGUGCCAUCGAGGACGGACAUCUGGUGGCUCAGACAGCCUACUAUCCUCCGGCCAUGUGCCGAGCCUGGGCCAAGCACAUCCUUAAGAAGAACAUGACCUCCCAGUACGGCAAGGAGAUCUACGCGGGCCUGGAACAGAUUCCAGAAGAGGACGACGUCGAGACGUCGGGCGAGCUAGGGGAGCUGAACACGGAGGAGGACAUCGAGAUGGAGACCGCCGAGGCUUCCCUCAAAGGCCUGGGCGUCAAGACGGAGCUGUCGAAGAAGGAGGUCUCAGAGAUCGAGCAGAGACUCGCGCGACUUCAUCGCAAUCUGGGACAUCCCAGCAACAAGACACUCUACAAUAUUCAAGGCGUGGAGAUUCCGGGCGUGCUCGAAGUCCUCGCCACGGACGGACUGGAGUUGCUCUCACCUCAGCAGACCUCCCACAUCAUGACCCUGAACCUCGACGAGGGGUCCGGCCUCACCAGCGUCACCUACCACGGGCAGAAGGGCGAGCGCAGCGGCAACCGGUCAGCCAUCGAGGUGAUCUCUACGUGGGAAUCGUGGUGCAGCCACUACCGUCAACCUGCCCUCCUUCGCAUGGACCCAGAAGGGUGCCACUGCUCUCAGAUAGUCGCGAAGUGGGCAUCCGACCAUGGGGUCGAGAUAUGGAUCGCACCUGGGGAGGCGCACUGGCUCAUGGGCAAGGUGGAACGUCGCAUACAGCUCUUCAAGCGCCUCAUGACGAAGAUGGCCACCCACGACCCCGAGUGCAGCACGCAGGAGCUGGUCACCUGGGCCGUGAGUGCGAUCAACUCCCAUGGACAAGGGAUGGCCCCCACGAGUAACCCCUUCGCCAUCAUCGACGGGGACACCGGCGAGACGCAGGAGCAGAGGCGACUUCUGGCCCGCCAGAGCUACCUCGAGUGCGAGUAUGCAGAACGGCGACGCCAUGCCGAGCAAGCCAGGAACCGGAUCUACCAGACCUGGGAGGCCGGCGACCUCGUGUACUUCUGGCGUGACGGCAAAGGACGGGAGAACCGACCUGGCAAGAAAGGAAGGUGGUACGGACCUGCACGGGUGCUUGUUCAGGAAAAACGGCAUAUCGACGGCCGCGCUCGGGUGACCUCGGUCGUCUGGAUCGCCCACGGGAACACGUUGAUCAGGUGCGCGCCCGAGCAUCUACGACCAGCCUCCGAGACGGAGAAGAUGCUGACCGAACUCAAGAAGCAGGCCUCCCUCGGGAAGACCAUGACAGAGAUCCUGGAGACCGCCAAGGCUGGGACGUUCGAGGACCUGGUGGAGCAGCGCCGCCCGGACCUCACAGCAUACGAGCCCCCGAGGACCACCGAAGCAUUCCAACCAGGAGACGAGGCAGAAGCGCCACCUGCCGCUGUCACGGAGGAGGAGACGAACAUACCGGAGUCGAGCCACACUACACCGAGGUCUAUGGCUCAACCAGAAGCAGAACCAGGCGAACCCUCCGAAGACGCUCAGGACCAGGAGAUGGCACCACCCGCAGGAGCAGAGAUACCUCAGCAGCCUCCGCCAGUGGACCUACCUCCAGCUGAAGCACCAGCCUCUAAGGGAGCAACACCAGCAGCACCAGGGGAGCCGUCUGCUUCAUCAUCGUCGGCGCGCCCUCGGUACCGCAUGACGCAUCGUGGACCGGAGCUGGACCUCUAUCAACCGCCGGAGAAGCGUCGGAAGGACAACAACGACAUGGACGAGAGCGAGCUCUGGGCGGACCUCCAGAAGGACGACCUGGACAUUCUCCUGGGGAUAGACGAGCACCAGACAACAUAUUUCGAGCACAUCAAGAGCGAGGGGGCCGACAGGAGCGUCGACAAUCGGAUGAUGCAGGCAGUUCUCAACAGCUUCGUCGCCAACCAGCGCCGGAAGGACAAGCUCGAGCUCUCAUGGUCCAAGUUGAACACAUCCGAGAGGGCAGAGUUCGAAGUGGCCAUCUCUAAGGAGACGGACAACUGGCUUCAGCAUCGUGGACUCCGACCAGUACCUGCGUCUGAGGUCAAGGACAGUGCCGACAUCAUCCGGGCGCGGUGGCUCUUCACGAGGAAGGCGGACGGCAGGGCCAAAACGCGACUCGCGCUCCUCGGCUACCAAACGAAGGACCUCGGGAAGGAGCCUACGGCUAGCCCAACUGCAUCUAGACGGGCUCGCAACGUGAUGCUCACGAUCGCGGCUGCGCACGACUGGAAGUUGAUCAAGGGUGACGUCACCUCGGCGCUCCUGCAGGCUAACGAGCUGGACAAGGACUUGUUCAUCGAACCCGACGCCGCGCUGAAGAAGGCCUUCAAGGUGAAGGAGGGUGAGCUACUACGCGUCGUCAAGCCCGGGUACGGCAUCGGGGGGGCCCCGCGUCACUGGUGGGAAACGGUGAAGGUCGAUUUCAAGAAGCUCGGACUGCAGCCCCGCGAGCUGGAGCCGUGCAUGUGGCAGGUGCGGUGCCCACAGACCAGACGCCUCAUCGGUAUGGUCAUGGCACACGUGGAUGACUUCAUUCUGGCAAGUGACACCGCUCACCCCAAGUGGACCAACAUCGUGUCUCAGAUCCGGAAGCUCUACAAGUGGGGCACCUGGGAGGACAUGAAUGACGGUAUCACCAGCCUGGAGCAGUGCGGGGUCACCAUCGAGGAGAACGAGAAGGGUUUCUUCCUGCACCAGCGCGCCUACGCCGACAAGAUCACCGAAGUACGGCCACCUGACGGAGGACGGCACCGACCGACGGACAACCUGCGCGACAAGGACCAGACCGUGCUGCGUGCGUUCUGCGGGGAGGUCUACUGGCUGGGCGUCAACACCAUGCCCUUCCUGCUGGCGUGGGUCGCAGAGCUCCAGUCGAAGAUUCCUGAGGGCACCCACAGUCUGUUCACGGCCGCCAACAACAUC